Molecule: messenger RNA, 7331 nt
Organism: Elgaria multicarinata webbii
Lineage: Eukaryota; Metazoa; Chordata; Lepidosauria; Squamata; Anguidae
Gene: ST3GAL3
Product: ST3 beta-galactoside alpha-2,3-sialyltransferase 3
Exons: 13
Coding region: 256-1512 (418 amino acids)
Molecular function (GO): sialyltransferase activity
Source: RefSeq, a predicted model, not a curated record
AAGCCCACCGCACGCCCGCACUCGCUGGGUGCUUGGUGGAGAAUGCCCCUUGCCUUCCACCAUUGGUCAUCGGAAGUCCCGCCUUAUUGUGUGAUUGGCGAUGAACCCCUGCCUCUGAGUCCGGCUGCCGCCGCCGCCGCCGCCGCCGCUGCCCAGGCCGGCAUGGCGGGUGGCAGGGCAAUCGGCAAGCGAGCCCAGAGGAAGGGUGCCCGAGAUCUCCACGCGGCUCUGGUCUUGUAGAAGAGCCAAUCCCAUAUGAAGAUGGGACUGCUGGUGUUUAUGCGUAAUGUGCUACUAGCCCUCUGUCUCUUUCUGGUGUUGGGAUUUCUCUAUUACUCAGCUUGGAAACUGCAUCUUCUCCAAUGGGAGGAUUCAAAUUCAAUGGUUCUUUCCUCUGACUCCGUUGGACGUACAAUAGGCUCAGGAAGGAGAGAGAGAAAACCCACAUCUCUUGUGCCUCUGUCAUCUCUCCCAUCACACCUUGCUGCAGAACUGGGAACAGGCAAACCUAAGAGAGAAUCUGUCGCUAUUCCACGCCCAACCAUUCCCAAAUAUGACAAACUAGGAUUUCUCCUGAAACUGGAUUCCAAAUUGCCUCCAGAACUAGCAUCAAAGUAUGCUAACAUCUCAGAGGGAGUUUGCAAGCCUGGGUAUGCAUCUGCACUCAUGACUGCCAUAUUCCCAAAGUUCUCCAAGCCAGCACCAAUGUUUUUGGAUGAUUCCUUCAAAAAGUGGGCAAGGAUCCGGGAUUUUGUACCUCCUUUUGGAAUUAAAGGACAAGAUAAUCUGAUCAAAGCCAUCCUGUCAGCAACCAAAGAUUACCGCCUUACUUCAGCCCUUGACAGUCUCAGUUGCCGGCGAUGUGUUAUUGUGGGGAAUGGUGGCAUUCUGGCAAACAAGUCUCUGGGGUUGAAAAUUGAUGACUAUGACAUUGUUAUCAGGCUAAACUCUGCUCCAGUGAAAGGCUUUGAAAAGGAUGUUGGUGGCAAGACAACAGUGCGGAUAACGUACCCAGAAGGGGCCAUCCAGAAACCAGAGCACUAUGAGAAAGAUUCCCUGUUUGUGCUGGCAGGGUUCAAGUGGCAAGAUUUCAAGUGGCUGAAGUACAUUGUUUACAAGGAAAAAGUGAGUGCCUCUGAUGGCUUUUGGAAGUCUGUGGCAACUCAUGUUCCAAGGGAGCCCCACGAGAUCCGUAUCCUGAAUCCAUACUUCAUCCAAGAAGCAGCUUUCAGCUUUAUUGGCCUUCCUUUCAACAACGGCCUGAUGGGCAGAGGGAAUAUCCCUACUCUGGGAACUGUAGCAAUAACCAUGGUGCUCCACAAUUGUGAUGAAGUAGCAGUGGCUGGAUUUGGUUAUGACAUGAAUGCUCCAAAUGCACCACUACAUUACUAUGAGAACAUCAAGAUGUCUGCCAUCAAAGAGUCUUGGACUCACAACAUCCAACGGGAGAAGGACUUCCUUCGAAAACUGGUGAAAGCUCGAGUAAUCACAGACCUCACCAGUGGAAUCUGAGGAGGCACAGCCACUGUGCUGAAAGGCACAGCCACAUACAUACAGCUGAUGACAAGGGCAUCAAGAGGUCUUUGGCAAGAAUCCCAGCUUCCUAGAGACACACAGUGCCCUUGGAAAGUGUCCCUCGCUUGCUUUGCCUGCCCGCAUCAUGGCUGGCAGGGGAGCAGUGGCUAUUGGCCUGAGGGGGCAGGUCCCUCACUUGGAACUACAGGUGGAUGUUGUGUAUGAGAUGGAACAUCACUGGAAAGAAUCAAAAUAGGCCUGUGAAAUCAAACGAAAUUUUGUGCCAAAUGGGAACAAGAGCCAGGCCAGAGGCAGCAGUGCUUGAAUGUACAACACACUAUUUUUAUAAAGAGAGACUUGAGUAUCAUACUAAAUAUAUCAAUGUGCAAAGUGGAGUCUGACCUGUGCAUAGGCCCCAUCGGACACCUGACCUGGUAUUGCACUUAGCUUUCCUCUGUGCCAGCCAUGGUCCCUUUGUGGGCUCCAAGUCCGUCCAAGACUUGUCUGUCGUUGGUGCUGCUAUAAUUUAAAAGUAUUGUGGCCUCUCUCUGCCCUAGAGGGAGCGACUGAGAGGCCAAAUGGAUCUUCAGACUCCCUGCUAUUCGUAGUGCAGCUGCUGCUGCCAACAUUCACCUGGAUGCAUUUUAGCCAUUGUUCAUGGAGCUCACUUCAUUGUGUUGGGGGAUCUCUACUUAUUUGGCAGUUUGGCCACAGAUCCUACUGGAAGAUACCCCAAUUUUCUGUAGCAUCUACAUCAUGGUUUUGAAGAGUUGGUAAUUUGUUUUUUGUUUGGGGAGGGAAUAAUUUAUUUUUGCAUCAGGUCAGAAAUUGUCCUGGGAUAUGAAGAUUCAUCAGUGUUUAGCAAGUAAUGGUGCCAGAGAUUUUUCACCUUCUAUUGUACUCUAAUUUAAGUGGCAACUACCUUAAUAGUAUUUAAGCUCAUCUGGAAAGAGUAAUAGAAAUGAUCUGGCUGGCAACUACUUUGUUUUUUAGCUUCCGUCAAUCAGUAUUUUUCUCAGUCUGUUUUGAAAUCCUUCUGCAUCCCUUUUAAGGGGCUAAAGGACUCUAUACUAGUUAUUCCUCUUCCCUAAGUCUCAGAUGCAGUAUUUGCACAAAUGUAUACCAUUUGUGUAGGAAGGGUUAGAAAUGUUGUGCAAAGUGACUAAACUGUGGGGAGAGUUUAAUGUCAGCACUUGUCUGGGGAUCUGUGCACCCAAGAGGCAUUCUCAGGGGCUAAUCCCUGCAAUUGUAAGAUAUGCAUAUAUUUUAUAUCAGUGUAAGGCCCAACCAUGCAUUUAAAUGAAUUAACUUACCUUUCAUUGAAUGAAGAAGAUGCGAGAAUCUGGACAACUUUCCUCAUGCUGACUGACCUGAAGAACGCUUAUCCUACAUAUGCCAAGAGCACCAACCUGCAGUGUGAAUAUUCAUUUUUCCUGCUCAGUGCUCCAAACUGAGUUAGGCGGCUUUUAACAGGGUACUCUGCCCCACAAGCAAUUUGGGUACUCUGCCCCACAAGCAAAGGAGACAGUAGCUCAACUGUUCCCAUUAUUGUUUUUCAGAGAUGUUCACAAAAGGAGUCCUAGAAUAGGGCAGUUGGUAAGUUCUUCUAUUCUUCCUCUGAUCCUCUGCAGGAAUACUAUUCAAGUCUCUGAAAAAGGGGCCCAAAUGCUGCCAUUUCCCACUUUCAGGCUGACAUAUUCUGAAGGAGGUUGAGUGGAGCCUAGCAGUGCUCCCCGAGUGUGCAAUUUUCCUUGUGUGUGCAUCAAAAUGUGUCUGGCUUGAAUGGUGGAUUCUCAUAGGGCAUGAAGACUGCUUAUUCCUUGGCCCCCAUCAUCUUGUCAGACCCUACCUAAGAAAGAGUAAUGAGGUAUAGUGUGAAGGUAUUGAACUUGUAACCCGCCUUUCUUCACACCAUGAAUAGUUAAUUUAUGGAAUUUGCUGCCACAAGGUGUGAUGAUGGCUAUAUUUAGCUGGCUUUAAAAGGGAUUUAGACAAGUUUGGGGCUAUCAAUUAGUAUUCGUCAUGUUGGCUAAAUGGAACCUCCAGUAACGAAGGCAGUCUGCCACUGAAUGCCAGCAACUGGCAAGCAACAGCAGAAGAGGGCUAUUUCCUUCAAGACCUACUUGUGGCUUCCUGUAGGCAUCUGAUUGGCCACUGCAGGGAGCACAAUGCUGGACUAAAUGAACCUUUCAUCUGAUCCAGCAGGGCUCUUCUUACAUUCUUAAUCAUGUGAAUUUGUCCCCAUAUAUUUGGAUUCUAUCCCUGUCGCAUAUGCAAAAGCUUUGUCAGUCAGGCAUAGAGUUGGCUCAGGGCCUCCAGAAGGAGGACAAGCGUGGCAGUAGCUGCAAAAGCUGUGAAAGGAGAACCGCUGCACAGGCCUGAAAAAUACAUUGUUUGCUCAGUUUGCCUGAGUGAAAGAGGGAAAUGUGUUCAGUUGUGCGAAUGCAAGCAUUGCUGGCACAGCUGACCAUCCACUCAAAAAUUGUCAAUUCUAGGAGGAACAUUUUCCUGUUUUAGCCAGUGUGGGAAGAUCCGCAGCAGGCUGUUUGUUGCUGCUGAGUAAGACAAGUAGAGGAGAAUUAGAAAUACACAAGGAAAGCAUAGAGAGAAAGAUGGCUAGACAGACCUCUAGGUGGAAGCAAAGUGACACAAACCAGUUGCCAACUACAGGCUCAGAGACCAUUUUCAUUUUUAUUUUUAUGGUGUGGGAGACAUACUUUGCAUACAGUUCAUCAAAUCUCUUCAAGGCACCCUUUGCCAGGUUAGGCAAAUGCGAAAUUGGACAGCGCAGUGUGGAAGAGGGAAGCUCAGGAGAUGUCACUUGUUAUACCAGGUCCCCUCGUCUACACAACUUUUAAAGGUGCAAGAGCUCUGUCCUCUUUUUCUCCUGGCCAUCCUACCUUCUGUCCAUGCUUGGUAUGCUACUCCUAUCUAAACCAGGGAGGGGGAAUGUUUGGCCCACCAGAUGUUGUUGGACUGCAACGCCCUUCAUCCCUGAUCAUUGGUUAUGCUGGCUACGAUUGAUGGGAGUUGCAGUCCACCAACUUCUGGAAAGCCACAUAUUCCUCACCCCCUGGUGUAAUUACACUGCAGGUGGAGGGGAAAGGCAGACAGUGUGGUUCACUUGGAAACAGCCAGAUUAUGCCACCACCUUUCCCCCCUGCCUGCUGCUCUUCCCCAAAUGGGAGCAAAAGAAGCUCCAUGCAUGGUUACUGUUGCAGUAGCUCAGUGAUUUUGGACUGAAAUAUGAAUAAGAGAAUAAUACUUUUUGCAGCAGCAAAUGUUUUAUAUAAAACUUUUGCUGCCACAUAUAUUAUAUCUGAACAAAGAUAUAUGCUUCCCCCACCCCCAUAAUAUGAGAGUGGUUUUAAAACUGUCUGCUUGGGUCCCUUCCCCAGCUCCUUGUGCUGUUAAUUUUUUAGCUGGCUCCAUGUUCUACACUGUGUGUACUUCUUUGGAAAGGGUGGGGCCUGCAUUUUCACUGUCUUAGAUUCAGCUCAUUUGAAUAAACCUCCAUUGUUUGUUUGUUUUUCUCCUCCCUAAUCUCUAGGUUCUGUUUUGAAAAUGACACACCUGGUUUGCUAAGCGUUGAACACCACAGGUGCACAAAAAUACAUACCCAUCCAAAUUUUACUUAUUCAAAUGCUCUAAUCCCUUCUAUUGUGAGCCCCCAAAGUAGAAUGAGAAUGGCCACCCAGGAAAGAAGGGCAUAUUUGCCCCCCAAAUACUCUGCCAGGUUUUCUCAAGGCAGACUGGAUUACUUAGAAGUGGGACCCAGAUCAUUUUAAUUUCCAUCUCUACAGUUCCUGCACCUGGCUUGGCAGAAUUUCCUUGAAAGGCCACUUUUACAAGUGAAAGUUGGUAGAACAGAUAGGUGCAAGACACCCCUCCCCGCAAAAAUGUUGUAGAGUUCCGGGGGAGGGGGCUCAUCCACAUCAAUCACUGAAAAUUUCCAAAGAUAGCAUCAUGGGAGAUUCUGAAAAAUAUGUAAUUCAUUUAAUAAUUUCACACAAUCUGGUUGUGUGUGUAUGUGUUCUGAUAAGCCCAAAAAGAGUGUGAAUGAGCCAGAGAGUGGGGCAGCAGGCCUCCUCCACCAUACUGAGUGGUGCUGAGUAACCUCCCAUUGAUUGUCAGGCCACACAGACAGUAAGGCUAUGACAUGAGCCCACCAAGAGCAAUGUGCUGCCAAAGGAUUAAGAAAAUGCUGUUGUUAGCUCCUGUGCUACAUGGGGCUGUGUUGAGCCUGUCUCAUUCUCCUGCCCUAGGUCUAAAGAUGACAUUAAACCAAGCUCUUCCUCAGAUUGCUGCAGUUGUGCUUUCUCUAAGUGGAAAUGGAGUCAGUGCCGCUUUUGAGGAUUUAAAGGCAGCAGAGGGAUAGGUGAUGAGUUGAAUUCUCUCUUCUGCCAAUCUAUGCCACAAAAGCUCUGCUAUUUUAGUCCAUUUUGAUCUCAGCAGCUUUUCAAUGCAUGCCCUUUCCACCCCAUUAACCAUGUAUCUUGCCAGGGCAAUCACAGAAGAGGAGCAUGCUCUAUUAUGCCCUCAAUCCACCUCCCUACCUGAGCUAAGGUUGCUACCUCUCCCAAAUGAGAAAAUCAGCCAUAGCUCAUUUGCAAAUGUUUAUUCAAUUCCAUUUAUACAAAAGGUAAAAUUGGGUGCUCGUGUGGCUUUAUAAAUUUUACUUCAUUGAACUUCACAAUCAUUAUGUGAAAUUGGCCAUUCUUUGCAAUGUUAUUGGGUCUGUCACCCAGCUAAAGAAAUCUUAGCUGAUUGAGUUGUAGCCAGCUAAUCAAAUUUGCAUAUGAAUAAAAAUUUAAGCAAAGGUUGUUUCUUUUGUUGGUUUUAGGUGAUGUAGGCAUGUGUGUCAUGUGCCUCUGUUAAGAUGAUGCUUGAUAUCUCUAGGUUUUUUAUAAGUACUUGUAUUAAAAGUAAUACUUAAAAAAAAAAAAAACCUCUGCUGCCCAAUUAACUGGAAUACCUUUUUAGUCCAUCAAACAUUUUCAGUUGAUUAAUCUAACUGGUUAAUUUGUGAAAGGUCAGAGUCCUAUGUACUGCAGACAGGGAAUUGAAACAAGGAGUAAAUUGCCAAGAUGGUGAAUGUGCUGCCGAGGCGAUAGAUAGCAUGCAUUUCUCCAGCUGCUUCUGCUGCUCCUUGCCUUCCCUCCGCUUUGGAGACUGGUGGAGUCUCACAUGGCUUGUACUGGAAGUCGCCACUGCUGUAUACUGACUGGGAUCUCAACACAGUUGCCUUCAAGCAUUUUUCUACAGAAAUUCUGUAAAACAGACAUUGUUUGUGACAGUUGCUACAUUUGAUGCCAGAUCAAUUUUUGUGACUAUUUCUUCAAUGUCAGAAUCUUCACUUUACAGGUUGUUUUGUAGGCUCCAAGGAGAAUAUGGCAAAGCCUUUCUAGCACAGCAUCUUUGCUGGCCUCUACUCUUGGACGGGGUGGGAAGAAGCUUCUCAGAUCCCACUAAGCCCCAGCAGAAGAUGCUUGUUCACACUAUUCACUAUCCACCAUCUGCCCUGGUGCCAAUUAUCGAUAAACACUGUCUUUCUAUAUCACCCAAGGAGUGCAACAUAUUAGAGGGAGAGCUAGGUCUCUGGCACAUUGUGCAGUGGGAAUGUACCACAUUGUAGUGGUUGAAAAUGGGGCCCACUCUAUUAAUGUGUUUGGAAUGAGGUAUUGGAAUAUGCAGAGUAUAUUAAAUAGUGUAGUUUCUAUUGUUUGAACUUUCCUUCUAGCUAAGGAAGAAAAGGUGGGAUAUGUGAGCCUCCAAGUCACUUUUGACUUAUUCAUAUCAUGGAAGCAAUAAAAAUA